This is a messenger RNA of Erinaceus europaeus (western European hedgehog), 2001 nucleotides long. It is a transcript of the gene WNT11, whose product is annotated as Wnt family member 11. Gene Ontology annotation, biological process: canonical Wnt signaling pathway; multicellular organism development; cell fate commitment. The transcript has 6 exons. Gene Ontology annotation, cellular component: extracellular region. The coding region runs from base 300 to 1364 and encodes 354 amino acids. Gene Ontology annotation, molecular function: cytokine activity; frizzled binding. NCBI's taxonomy places the organism in Eukaryota, Metazoa, Chordata, Mammalia, Eulipotyphla, Erinaceidae. The record is from RefSeq and is a predicted model, not a curated record.
GAGCCCGGCGAGUGGGAGAGCUCCGCCGAGGAGCGGCGAGCAGACACCGCAGCCCGAGUCCGUGCGGGGGCCGAGCCGGCCACUGCUUGCCGGGGUCCUGGGUGACCCUCUCCCGCGGCUACUCCCGUCGCUUCGAGUGGCGAAGGAGACGCGGUUGCCCCCGGCACAGCUGGGAGAGCGCCCCUGGCCGCGGGGGACCGCCGGGGCUGCGGGGACGCCAUAGGUGUGCGCCUCACGAGGCGGCGGCUCGGUGCGCGGCGACCCGCGGCUCGUCGAGGGAGCGCCCGGCGCGCGCCACCAUGAGGGCGCGGCCGCGGCUCUGCGAGGUGCUGCUCUGCGCCCUGGCCUUCCACACCGGAGUCUGCUACGGCAUCAAGUGGCUGGCACUGUCCAAGACCCCCGCUGCUCUCGCACUGAACCAGACACAGCACUGCAAGCAGCUGGAGGGCCUGGUGUCAGCACAGGUGCAGCUGUGCCGCAGCAACCUGGAGCUCAUGCACACGGUGGUGCAUGCUGCCCGAGAGGUCAUGAAGGCCUGUCGCAGAGCCUUUGCAGACAUGCGCUGGAACUGCUCCUCCAUCGAGCUUGCCCCUAACUACCUGCUUGACCUGGAGAGAGGGACCCGGGAGUCGGCCUUCGUGUAUGCGCUGUCGGCCGCUGCCAUCAGCCACGCCAUCGCCCGGGCCUGCACCUCCGGCGACCUACCUGGCUGCUCCUGCGGGCCCGUCCCAGGUGAGCCACCCGGGCCCGGGAACCGCUGGGGAGGAUGUGCGGACAACCUCAGCUACGGGCUCCUCAUGGGGGCCAAGUUUUCCGAUGCUCCUAUGAAGGUGAAAAAAACAGGAUCCCAAGCCAAUAAACUGAUGCGGCUACACAACAGUGAAGUGGGGAGACAGGCUCUGCGCGCCUCCCUGGAAAUGAAGUGUAAGUGCCAUGGGGUGUCAGGCUCCUGCUCCAUCCGCACUUGCUGGAAAGGGCUACAGGAGCUUCGGGAUGUGGCUGCUGACCUCAAAACUCGCUACCUGUCCGCCACCAAGGUCGUUCACCGGCCCAUGGGCACACGCAAGCACCUGGUGCCCAAGGACCUAGACAUCCGGCCAGUGAAGGACUCGGAGCUCGUCUACCUGCAGAGCUCACCUGACUUCUGCAUGAGGAACGAGAAGGUGGGCUCCCACGGCACACAGGACAGGCAGUGCAACAAGACAUCGCAUGGCAGCGACAGCUGUGACCUCAUGUGCUGUGGACGCGGCUACAACCCCUACACGGACCAAGUAGUGGAGCGGUGCCACUGCAAGUACCACUGGUGCUGCUACGUCACCUGCCGCCGGUGUGAGCGCACAGUGGAGCGCUAUGUCUGCAAGUGAGGCCCUGCACAGUUCAGACUCCUCCCGGGAGCCCAGAGGGGCCUGGAGACACCCUGUGGGUUUGUGCUCAUGAAUUCCUGCUGCCAGGCAUGGGAAGUGACUUGGCCUGUGCUGAGCAGCCACCUGAACAGCAAGCCCUGGCCACCUCGUGAGGACAUCAAAGGAGCCCGACCGGAGUAAAAAUAACCUGGCAGCCUAAAGCCCCGCAGUGCCCUCGAACUGCCUGCUAGGCUGGUCUUAAGAUGCCAAGGGCAUGGAUUUGGCAAGGCUGGUGUGGACUUGACCUUUCUCUGCUGGAGAAACCAGCCUCCCGGGAAGGGGGGCCUGUCUGCUUCCCUCAGAUGUUCUGCAGGCCCAGCCUGAGAGACCCUAGGCCAUCUCCCCAGGGAGGGGGGGGUGCUUGCUGAGCCCACCACACGGAACCACUAGCUUGGCUUGUACAUGUUCUUGUGUUUUGCUUCUUUCUUCCUUUGGGACAUGGGAGCUAAUAUUUAUAAAAACAUAGCUUUUUCUUUGGGGUGGCUAACCUCAAUUCCUCUUUAUAUAUUUUAUAUAUAUAAAUAUAUAUAUAUAUAAUGAUCUAUAUUUUAAACAGGUUUUUUAAAUAGCCGUAUGAAAUAAAUGCUGAGAGAACCCA